Chaetura pelagica (chimney swift) is the source of this 1843-nucleotide messenger RNA. It is a transcript of the gene PTPN9, whose product is annotated as protein tyrosine phosphatase, non-receptor type 9. The annotation marks the transcript as partial. Gene Ontology annotation, biological process: protein dephosphorylation. Lineage: Eukaryota; Metazoa; Chordata; Aves; Apodiformes; Apodidae. The record is from RefSeq and is a predicted model, not a curated record. Gene Ontology annotation, molecular function: protein tyrosine phosphatase activity. The transcript is spliced from 14 exons.
AUGCCCACCGAGGGUUGCAUCCCGCUGGGAAGCGGAGCUGGGCUCCCCGCGUUGCCCACGGGUGAUGAUGAUGAUGAUGAUGAUGAUGAUGAUGAUGCUCGGGGCUGGCCCAAGGGCAGGGUGUCACACCGGCCACCCCGCCGGCCUCGGGGGCUGCAGGGUGAUGGCAAAAAAGGGUGGUCGGGGGUCUGGGCAACCAAGCAGUUCCUGGAGGAGAUCAACAAGUGGACGGGGCAGUACAAUGUGUCCCCGCUCUCCUGGAACGUGGCUGUCAAGUUCCUCAUGGCCCGUAAGUUCGAUGUCCUACGGGCCAUUGAGCUCUUCCACUCCUACCGGGAGACACGGCUGAAGGAGGGCAUUGUGAAGCUGAAGCCUCACGAGGAGCCGCUGCGCUCGGAGCUGCUCAGUGGCAAGUUCACCAUUCUGGCAACCAAGCAGUUCCUGGAGGAGAUCAACAAGUGGACGGGGCAGUACAAUGUGUCCCCGCUCUCCUGGAACGUGGCUGUCAAGUUCCUCAUGGCCCGUAAGUUCGAUGUCCUACGGGCCAUUGAGCUCUUCCACUCCUACCGGGAGACACGGCUGAAGGAGGGCAUUGUGAAGCUGAAGCCUCACGAGGAGCCGCUGCGCUCGGAGCUGCUCAGUGGCAAGUUCACCAUUCUGAGUGUGCGGGACCCCUCGGGAGCCUCCAUCGCCCUGUUCACAGCCAAGCUGCAUCACCCCAGCAAGAGUGUGCAGCACGUGGUGCUCCAGGCCCUCUUCUACCUGCUGGACCGAGCGGUGGAGAGCUUUGAAACCCAGAGGAAUGGGCUGGUGUUCAUCUACGACAUGGCAGGCUCCCAGUACACCAACUUUGAGCUGGACCUCAGCAAGAAGAUCCUCAACCUGCUGAAGGGUGCUUUCCCAGCUCGGCUCAAGAAGGUUUUCAUCGUGGGAGCACCCAUGUGGUUCCGUGUGCCCUACUCCAUCAUCAGCCUGCUGCUGAAGGAGAAGCUGCGGGAGAGGGUGCAGAUGGUGAAGAUGUCAGAGCUGAAGGAGCACCUGCCCCGGGAGUGCCUCCCCGAGUACCUGGGGGGGUCCCUCAAACUGGACCCUCUGAGCUGGAACUGCCGGUUCCUGCCGCAGCAGAACGGGCACCCCGACCCCCUGGACGAGCUCAUCCUGGUGCCACUGGUGGCUCCCAAAGACAACGGCUCCGUCCACCUCCCCGGGCCCAAGUCUGUCACCCUGCAGGAGCUGCUUGAGGCACCCUACAACCAGGAGAAGAACCGGUACGGGGACGUGCCCUGCCUGGACCAGACCCGGGUCAAGCUGGCAAAGCCUUACAGCCGCCCCGAGCUGACUGACUACAUCAACGCCAGCUUCAUGGAUGGCUACAAGCAGAGGAACGCCUACAUCGGGACUCAGGGGCCUCUGGAAAACACCUAUGGUGACUUCUGGCGUAUGGUGUGGGAGCAAAACGUCCUGGUGAUCGUGAUGACAACGCGGUUGGAGGAGGGUGGCAGGAGAAAGUGCGGCCAGUACUGGCCUCUGGAGAAGGAUUUCCAGGUGUGCUUUGGGGCCCUGACCAUCACCAACCUGGGCGUGGAGAACCUCAACCAUUACAAGAAAACCAUCCUGGAGAUCCACAGCUCGGAGACCAAGGAGCGGCGGCUGGUGUCCCACUUCCAGUACCUGAGCUGGCCAGACUACGGUGUCCCCUCCUCUGCAGCCACCCUCAUCGACUUUCUGGGGGCUGUGAAGCAGCAGCAGAGGGUGGCAGUCAGUGCCCUGGGCCCCCGCUUCAAGGGGCACCCGGGGGGACCCCCGGUCGUGGUGCACUGCAGCGCUGGCAUCGGCAGGACAG